Messenger RNA from Hemisphaericaspora subhashii, 1263 nucleotides. RefSeq names its product kinetochore-associated Ndc80 complex subunit (gene NUF2). The coding region runs from base 1 to 1263 and encodes 420 amino acids. The record is from RefSeq and is a predicted model, not a curated record. The transcript has a single exon. Gene Ontology annotation, cellular component: kinetochore; Ndc80 complex. Lineage: Eukaryota; Fungi; Ascomycota; Pichiomycetes; Serinales; Debaryomycetaceae.
AUGUUGAUAACUGCCGGCACUGUUGAAUCCAAAGCUCGUGAAUUGGCAACUAGAUCUAGACAAAAACAUGCUUUGGAAAAUGGUCAUGCAAUGGGGGAACAAGAACAACAACAAGUGGAAGAUCAGGAACAACCGAUGGGAAAUACAGGAUAUAGACUUCGGGUCCUACAUCGCUAUUGCUUUAAUUUCUUCCUGACUGUUGGGUUUUAUGAUUUUGGUUUUUAUGAUUUAUAUAAACCUGAUCCAAUUAGGACGCAAAGAAUACUUAGUGCGGUGAUUAAUUUUGCAAGAUAUAGAGAACAUUUGUUUAUUAAACAUGAAGCAAUAUGUGAGAGAGUGGAGAAGAAGAUUGCAGAAGUUAAAUCUUGUCGUGAAAGGAAGACACAACUUGAAAAUAAACUCAACCAGAUUAAAAAACGAUUAGAUACUAGUGAUCCAAAUAAUGUUAGUUUGAAAAAUAUAAAUGCAUUUAUUGCUAGAAUGGAAGAAGAUAUUAGGAGAUUAAAAGUUAAGGAAGGUGAAUAUUUUGCUGAUCGUGAGACUUAUAAGAGUGAAAAAGCUCGAUUAGUGAAAGUUCUUCAAGCUAAUGAAGAACGUCAAAUUAGGCAAGCUGAAGAGUUGGAAGAAUUGAAUUCAUUUGUAGGUGAUAAUUUGCAUAGAUUAAAUGAUUCAAUCGAAACCUUUAGAGGUGAUUUAGAAAGAAAAGAAGCAAGAUAUAAUGAAUUGAAACAACAAUAUAAUAACCUUACUAAAACAUUUGAAUCUGUUAAAAACUUAGAAGAAAAAGUUAGACGUUCACUCAAAUUAGCUGAAGACGUAGCUAAACUAGAUAAACAAGAAGAAGAUGAAAUUAAUCGAGCACGUACUCUUGAAGCAAAUCUAUCUGAAUUACAUCGUCAAACUGAAAAUAUUUCCCGAUUGUUAGAGAAUGUAUAUAAACAAAUUGCUGAAGAGGAUGAAAAUUUUAAAGAAUUGGAAAAAUCGUCAAAUAUACAGAUAAAGAAACUGGCUGAUAAAGUCAAUGAGGUUCAUAAGAAGUGUUCCGAGAAACAACAACAAGUGAAGCAAAUGGAAGAUGAAAUUAAGAAGAUGCAAGAUGCAAUUGGAACUAUGGAAAAUGAAAUUCAAUCUGCAGUGGCUGAUUUUGAAGUUGAAAAACAAAACAUAAUGGCAGAAUCACAAAGAGUUGGGAAUCGAUUAUUAACAUUUAUGCAAUCUGCAAGUGUCAAAUUAAAAGAUGCUCAAGAUAACAUUGCCAAUUGA